UGGCCGAUUCGAUGGCAAAAUUACUUUUCUUUUCUGUCACCGUUUUCACUUCAAUUUUCCCUGCUUCAACUUCUGGUUCUGCUCGCCUUGAUCAAGGUUUCCGUCAAUGUUUUCAGGCAAUUUUAGGGAACAACACAACUUCAGAAGUAACAUUCAGUAAAAGUAGUUCCUCUUAUGAACCACUUUUGAAUUCUUCUAUAAGAAAUGCCAGAUUCCUAAGCAGUUCAGUCCCAAAACCAGAUCUUAUUGUCACUCCACAAAGCCUAUUCCACAUCCAAGUAGCACUGCUUUGCUCAAAGAAAAACAACUUAGAAGUAAGAGUUCGAAGUGGGGGCCAUGACUAUGAGGGCCUUUCUUAUGUUUCUCACGUUCCAUUCGUCAUCAUUGAUCUUAUCAACCUUAGGUCAAUAACCAUCAAUAUGGACGAAGAAAGUGCAUGGGUUCAAUCAGGUGCUACAGUUGGAGAACUCUAUUAUGCAAUUGCACACAAAAGUAAGGUCCAUGGGUUCCCUGCUGGAAGUUGCUCCACCGUGGGUGUUGGAGGGCACUUCAGUGGAGGAGGGUUUGGAACAAUUUUCAGAAAAUAUGGCUUAGCUUCUGAUAAUGUCAUUGAUGCCCAGAUAAUAGAUGUGAAUGGAAAGAUACGGAAUAGAACACUGAUGGGAGAAGAUCUCUUUUGGGCCAUAAGAGGAGGGGGAGGGUCAAGCUUUGGAGUCAUUACUGCAUGGAAAAUCAAGCUUGUACGUGUUCCUUCAACAGUGACAGUUUUUGAUGUUUCAAGGUCCUUGGAACAAGGUGCCACUGAACUUUUCCACAAGUGGCAAAUUGUUGCUCCCAAACUUCCUGCAGAACUUUUUCUGCACGUUGUUGUGGGAGUUUCCAAUUCAGGUUCUCAGGGUGGAAAAACUGUGGUUGUUUCCUUCACAGGAUUGUACCUUGGGACAGCUCAGAAUCUCCUUCCUUUGAUGCAAAACAGUUUUUCAGAACUGGGUUUGCAGCACAACAACUUCACCCAGAUGACUUGGAUUCAAUCUGUUCUUUACUUUGCAGGCCACUCAAUAGAUGAAUCGUUGGAGGUCUUGCUCAGGAGAAAUCAAACAUCUUCAAGUUUCAAAGCAAAAUCUGAUUUUGUUAAGGAACCAAUUCCCUUAGUUGGCUUAGUUGGGCUAUGGAAUAUGCUGCUAUUGGAGAACUCACCACUGUUGAUCUUCACACCAUAUGGUGGAAAAAUGAGUGAGAUUUCAGAAUCAGAAACUCCUUUUCCGCACAGAAAAGGGAACUUAUAUGGUAUUCAGUAUUCGGUGAAUUUGGGUUCAAAUGAAGAAGCCCCAAAGCAUUUAUAUUGGAUAAGAAGAUUGUAUGAAUAUAUGGCACCCUACGUGUCAAAGUUGCCAAGACAGUCAUAUUUGAAUUACAGGGACCUUGAUUUGGGUGUGAACCAAGGAAAAAUGGACUAUGAAACAGCAAAACCAUGGGGUUUGAAAUAUUUCAAUAAGAAUUUUGAAAGACUGACACAAGUGAAGGCCAGGGUUGAUCCUGGAAACUUUUUCAGGGAUGAGCAGAGCAUUCCACCAUUGUAG
Vigna radiata var. radiata (mung bean) is the source of this 1580-nucleotide messenger RNA. Its product is annotated as berberine bridge enzyme-like 18. The coding region runs from base 12 to 1580 and encodes 522 amino acids. Gene Ontology annotation, molecular function: FAD binding; oxidoreductase activity. The record is from RefSeq and is a predicted model, not a curated record. NCBI's taxonomy places the organism in Eukaryota, Viridiplantae, Streptophyta, Magnoliopsida, Fabales, Fabaceae. The transcript has a single exon.